Molecule: messenger RNA, 5078 nt
Organism: Eriocheir sinensis (Chinese mitten crab)
Lineage: Eukaryota; Metazoa; Arthropoda; Malacostraca; Decapoda; Varunidae
Product: fibroblast growth factor receptor-like 1
Exons: 6
Coding region: 8-1150 (380 amino acids)
Biological process (GO): synapse organization
Cellular component (GO): neuron projection membrane
Source: RefSeq, a predicted model, not a curated record
GCGGUUCAUGGCUUCCCUCCCUCAUCGCUUGCCUCAGUUUUACUCCCCGUUAAUGAGAGCUUCUCCCUUCCUCCCCUUGGGGCCCUGCAGAGUCCCUACGAUGGCUCCAGCACGAGUGGCGACGCUGCCCCUGUCCCUGCCCCUGUCCCUACGCCUGCUGCUGCUGGCGGCCCUGUGUCUGCCCUCCGCCGCCGCACAAACUGACGAAGAGCCGAUCAAGGCAACCGAGGAGCCUCAUUGGGUGACGACGUCGCCUUUCCCGGCGCCUCUGUCAACGACACCUGCCCAGAACCUUUCUACCCCGACCAUCACCACCACCACCACCACCACCACUACCACCACCACCACCACCACCACAGCCUUCACGCCGCUGGUCGAGGAGGUUGCAGCCCCGGUGUUCGGCGCCACCGCCAAGAACAACAGUAUGGUCAACAUCACGGCGCAGCUGGGCUCGUCCGUGUUCCUGCCGUGCGUCACCCACCACUCCAUGGAGCGCCAGGUGUCGUGGGUGAGGCGGCGGGACUGGCACAUCCUCACCUCGGGCCUGCUGACCUACACCAAGGAGGGCAGGUUCACGAUGCACCACAACGAGGGCAGCACCAAGUGGACCCUCGCCAUCAAGUACCUCAAGGUGGACGAUCAGGGCGUCUACGAGUGUCAGAUCGCCACGGGCGGCGGCGUGAUCGCUCAGCUGGUGAACCUGACGGUGGUGGAGCCUCGUGCGGUCAUCCCGGGCAGCGGCGAGCACCACGUCCAAUCCGGCUCCACCAUCUCCCUCGUCUGCUACAUCGAACAGGCCCCUGCCCGCCCCCAGAGCCCCGCGGCGCCGCAGUACAUCUUCUGGUACCACAACGCCCGAAUGAUCAACUAUGACCGGGAGCGUGGCGGCGUGAGGGUCAACAUCGAGACGGGGCCGCAGGUCAGGUCACAGCUGACCGUGACGCGCGCCACGCGUGUCGACUCCGGCAACUACACGUGCACCGCCGCCAACACCAGAGCCGCCUCCAUCACGGUCUACGUGACGGAAGAUAACCAGAUCGCAGCCAUCCAACCCCGCGCGAUGGACGCCGCCGGGUCCCUGCGCCCCUGCCUGGCCCUCCUGCUGGCGGCGGCGGUGGUGGCCGAGGCUCUGUCCCACUCCACCAACUGACCCACCCACUGGCCCGACAGCCCGCCCGCACGGACAGGCUGUGCCCGGCGGGGGCGGCUGAUGUGACUUCCCAGGACCACCGCACAGGGAAAAAAAAGGGCUCAAGUAUCACCCGUAAGUGGGGGGGCUCGGCCCGGCACCAUGACCCCGAAGAACAGCGAGUGCAGCGUAAAGUGUCUUGUUCUACACAGUUUCAUUGUGGUGUCAACGGACCAACGACACUGACGAGAAUGGCCGCCCUGGUAAUGGCGCCUGUCUCGCGUGAUGGAUGCCUUGCGGUGCGUGAAAGUGUUCCUGCUCACUCCCAGAGGGCGACAUUUCUGUUCCCUCCUCCCCUGAAAUACCUCGGGUGGCGCGCCCCGGCUGGGGCAGUUAUUCAGGUGGAAAAAGAGCGAGAAGUGAAUGAAUACAGUUGCCGCCAAUGUAGAGUGAUACCGAAGUGUGAAAAAAUACCGUUUUUUUUUUUUUAAAGCAGCCUUGCAAAAAGACUGAGGCAAUACAGUCGCCAACGUCACUAUGGUAACUAGAUGACUUCCGCGUCCGGCGGCGGUCAGGGGAGCAUUUAUUAAAUAGACCUUAAGGGAAACGAGCAGCGUGUGAGCUUAGGAAAGAGGAGGAAGCUUUUCUAGGAUGUAAAAACGGAUACUGCUAGUACAGGUGAUACUCUUCUUGAACAUAUAAUUUCUAAAGACUGGAGGAAAAUAUCAGAAGAGGAAGACAAACUCAAGGAGCUUAACAUGAGGUGUGUAUGAAUCAUAUUUAUAUAGACGACAUUAGCAAAGUAACAAGGUUAAUACGAACUGAAUUCCUUUUCGAAGGAAAGUAUGUAGUUUUAAUACAUGUAUACGUGUGUGUGUGUGUGUGUGUGUGUGUGUGUGUGUGUGUGUGUGCGUGCGUGCGCGCGCGCGUGUGUGUGUGUGUGUGUGUGUGUGUGUGUGUGUGUGUCACUCCUCGCUGAAGUGACGCGAUAUCUUCAGCCUAUAUUUCAUCCAAGCUUGAGGGUCGGAGGGACGCUGGACUCGGCUUAUGUAAAGAAGACAAGACUACGAGCGUGAUGGAUGGACGGGCGGGGGAGAACGACAGGACUGUUAUGGAAGGGGUUUAUCUGGAGGACGAGGGUUCUGGAGGAGCUGAUCGGCGGGGAGGGACAGCUAACAGAUGGAUGGAUGAGGCAGGUGGAGAAAGAGGUGGUUUCUUGUGCUGGACAGAAAGAAAUGUUUGAGGAAUAGGAAAAGUUAAACGAGCGCGGUGUAUGAGGUAUGGUGUGUCACAGGAACAGACUGUGAUGAACGAUGAACUGAAAUGAGACGAAGAAAGAGAGCAACAUAAAAAAAAAAAAAACGUCGACACUAAAGGAACAGGGCUGAGGUGUUGGCAGUGAAAUGAACAGGUGGUGAAACGGACAGGUAGUGCAAUGAAGCGGUGAAAUGGCCGAAAACAACGUGUGUCCUUAUUUACCACUUAAGAAAACACCCUAAACGAUUUUGUUAGAGUUUAAAAAGUGCCAGCCACCCCUCUUCCCCCCCCCCCCCCCACACACACACUUUCGUCCUCAACAGCCUCGCCACACUGAGCCGCAAGAGCCACUGCCACACACUCGCGGGCCGGCGGGGCGAGGGACGGAAUAUCAACACGACCUGCGGCGCCGUGCAUCACCCGCCCUCUGAGGAGCACCGCCGUCCCUGCCCCCACACCUUCCACCACCCUAACGAAUGACUUCCAUGAAUUUCUGCUCGUACUCAACGAUUAAUUCCUCCCUAAUAUAAUGAAAACGGUAUAGCGAGCGUGUCAUUAAAAGAAGAUAAAUCAUUAGCGUCAUUUUCAUAAUAUCGCCGAUUAAGUUCGCACUCAUGGAAGUUUACGAGGUAUAUUUUUAAUUAAAGCGAUCUAAAUAUUAGUGAUGUGGUAAGUAAGAGGACGAGACAAAGGAAGCAUGAGAGGAAUUUCGGCUCAGAAACGCUUUAUCAAAAUUAGAGAUUGUUAUAUUCCCCGCGAUCGUUUUACCGUCAUUAUUGUAUCGUUAGUUAUCAUAUUAGCAUAAUAAUGAAUACAUCAAGUUGAAAAUGAUUUGAUUAGACGAGAAAAUGACGGCAGAGAGGAUGAUGACGAUGAUGAUGAUGGAGUGUGUGUGUGUGUGUGUGUGUGUGUGUGUGUGUGUGUGUGUGUGUGUGUGUGUCAGGGGGGCCGCUUGGCGUUAGCUCCAUGUGCCUGUCGGGUCAAAUUCAAGGUUCAUCACAGCAAGGUAAGACUGCACACUAACACGCUACCAUGGAUCUUUACCCCUUCCAUCCUCCACCCUUACCCCUCCCGAGGCCUCUCCACCUACUAUCGUUCUUCCACCUAUCUACUCUCUGCAUCUCCACCUAUCGCUCUUUUUCACUGUACCAACGUAUCUCCACAAAUCGAUAGUUCUUCUCCACCUUUCCACUUUCCUUACAUUCUCUCUCCACCGUCGACGGCCCCUCAUGCACUGCUCUCGUCCCUUCACCCAACGACAGAACCCCAGCAAGUCCUUUUAAGCCUCUCCAUCCGCCGUCCCUGCACCCUCGACGUCUCCUCAUGCACUGCCAUCGUCCCUUCACCUACCGAGAACAUCCCAGCCAGCCAGCCCCUAUAAGCCUCUCCAUCCGCUGCCUCUUACUACACCCAUAGGUUUUCCACCCUCGACAUCUGCUCACAAUCCGUCGGCUUCUCUCAACCCUCAGCGUCUCUCCUCUCGCUGCCACGCUCUCCUGCAUGAGGGGACGCGUGACCUUUGCGGGUUAUGAAAUAGUGAAGGGUUCUUUCUGAGAUUGAGACAGACGGUGAGCAAGUGAAGGUUAUGCUACGUGUUUGAAAAUGUGUGUGAGGAUUACGGAAAAGGUGACUGUGUGAUGGCUUGGUAUUUGUGAGUAUGGAGGUAGUGUGUGUGUGUGUGUGUGUGUGUGUGUUUUGUGUGUGUGUGUGAGAGAGAGAGAGAGAGAGAGAGAGAGAGAGAGAGAGAGAGAGAGAGAGAGAGAGAGAGAGAGAGAGAGAGAGAGAGAGAGAGAGAGAGAGAGAGAGAGAGAGAGAGAGAGAGAGAGAGACACUAUGGGGACGGGAAAGAAUGGCCUGCAUAAUCUGUACAAAUUAUUCAUGUUCGGAGACGAAAGGCAACCCUGACGUGUUCCUGCGUGUCGUGUCCCGGAUCACUGUUCCCUCACCCCUCGGCUGUUGGCACGCCGUGGCCCUGCCUCGCCACCAGCUGACUGUACAUAGAGGACUAGUCCAGUAAGGGCAAAUGGCCGUGUCGCUGUAGCUGUCUGGAAUGUUUGUACCGCUGAAAUGGUGUGGGCGCGUGUGCCCGACUGGCUGUUCGUUGCUCUCGUUCAAGUUUUCGCACUGGAUGUUUCAUUUCGCACUCGGGCAUCGCCGCACGUUCAUGGUUCUCUUCUCUCAGAGACAUUACAGCUAAUUAUUUUCUGUGUAAGCUCACAUACCGCACACACUUUUGUCGUACAAAAUUUUCAUGAACUCGACAUGUAAAUAAAACAAAAUGUCAUUCAAAAGAAGUACAUACAAGGUCGUACACAGACAUACACACAUCCAUACCCAUGAUAUGAAUGCUUGUUGUGUGAAGACCACCAGGGAGGCGGCGGGCGUACCUCCCCCAGAGCCUCACUGUGCACUAUCAGCGAGUCUGUGGCGUCCCCCUAACGCGGGGCGUCCCCGGACACACCCCAGGCCCGGGGCUGGGGCAGGGCCGCGCGUCUGUCGUGUUCCUGAUAUUCAGCAGUGAACACGACGUCCCCGAAGCGCCGCCCGGCCCGGCACCCCGGCAGGAGGCGGGACAUUGCCGCUUGUCGGCGCCCCUCGAGGCCGCACUGUCUUACACUCGAUGUUCUUAUUUACCCGUAGGUGUACCAUAACCUUUACUGUAAAAUGUUAUUUUUGUAAAAAUAAAUUAUGU